GUUCACACUACACACAGCACAGCUGCAGCUGCUCGGUGGUGCUACUAGUGGUGGUGGAUUCCGGUGUACUCCACCCUGCUGCUGCUCGCUUUUCCAGGAAAUGCUCUUUACUUCGCUCCCAUCUGACUGCUCUGCCUACUGGAAGAGUUAGACACGCUGAAACGGCACAAAAACUACUUUAACACAGGGAAUACGUUUAUUUGGGCACUCUCAAUAGGAUUUAAAACACUUCGCGCGGGUGUUGUGCAGCACAAGUUUUACGGUCAUGUCCUCAGACUAUCCUCCAGGGUAUGACGACCCAAACAAACCACUGUAUCCUCAAGGUGGAAGUUACCCUGCACCCCCACCCUAUGGCUUCCCAUCCUACGGAGGUCCUCAGCCCAAUGCACCUUACCCCCCUGGCCCCAAUACUCACAUGUACCCAGGGCCUGGGGGCUACCCACCAGCUUAUCCAGGGCAGCCCCAUGCUGGCGGACCACCUCCCAUGCCUCCUAUAAUGCCGCCCACCAUCCCUGCAGAUGUAUUAGAGUCUGGUAAUGCUGAUGGCUUUGCAGCAAGUGGCGGUGGAUGGGACACUGUGAGCCUUCGACAUGCCUUCAUCAGGAAGGUCUACAUGAUUCUUGCUGCUCAGCUUACAGUCACCACUGCCAUUGUGGCUGUUUUCACUUUUGUUGACUCAGUCAAGACCUUUGUUCAAGAAAACCAAGCGCUCUACUGGGCAUCAUAUGCCGUGUACUUCAUCACACAUCUGGUGCUGGUGUGCUGCACAGGUCCCAGGAGGAAACAUCCAUGGAACAUGAUUCUUCUGCUUGUCUUUACUUUGGCAUUGUCCUACAUGACAGGAACCAUAUCUAGUUUCUACAGCACAAAAGCUGUGUUUCUGGCCAUAGGCAUCACAGCUGUGGUCUGCAUUGCUGUCACAGUCUUCUGUUUUCAGACCAAGGUCGACUUCACAAAGUGCCGGGGCCUGUUCUGCGUCCUCGGGAUUGUAAUGUUUGUGACUGGCAUAAUCACCGUCAUUGUGCUGUCAUUCAAAUAUAUCUAUUGGCUACAUAUGCUCUAUGCCGCCCUGGGAGCCAUAGUCUUUACAAUGUUCCUGGCAUACCACACACAGUUGUUAAUUGGCAACAGGAAGUAUUCUAUUGGCCCAGAUGAGUAUAUUUUUGCUGCUCUCUCCAUUUAUGUGGAUGUAAUCCAGAUCUUCCUUUUCUUACUGCAAAUUAUUGGCUCCUCAAACAGAUAGAAGUAUUACUGGUAAAGAUAUGUGGCUGCUUUCACACCAUUCCAUGCUUUAAGUUUAUAAUCAACAAGUCACACUAGUAACUUUUGCUUAAAUUGGUAUAACUACUGCAGGUAUGUGUAAUUAACAUCUUAAUUCCGUAGUUUGAGGCAGAGAUUGCAAAUUUAUUUGGUAAUGUUUAAGCCAAUGAAGUCUUGAAUGGAAGUAUUGUAUAACUUUAUGGUUUUCAGCACUGUUUUGCUACUCUUAAUGCUAAUGUAUACAGCAUUUUUAUUUAAUUUUUUUUGCCAUAUGUAAGAUAGCCAGUUAUUGUUUGUUACUGGUUUCAUAAUUUUGUUCUACCAGGUUAAUUUGUGGCUUAAUCCAACAUUCUAUCCAACAUGUAUCCACAUGUAACUCAUACAUUUUAGAUUUGAAUUUGAAUGUAAACUUGGCAUAAGCCUUUUGCUGUAUUAAAUUCUGAUUUGUGUAGAACUUGUGUAUAUAUUAUAUUAAAACAAAUAAAGUUGGAUUUUCUCUCAUACUUUAUUUAGCUUUAUUCUCGGCUGGCCUGAGA
Messenger RNA from Periophthalmus magnuspinnatus, 1796 nucleotides. RefSeq names its product protein lifeguard 3-like. The coding region runs from base 266 to 1243 and encodes 325 amino acids. Gene Ontology annotation, biological process: negative regulation of apoptotic signaling pathway. Gene Ontology annotation, cellular component: Golgi apparatus; membrane; endoplasmic reticulum. The record is from RefSeq and is a predicted model, not a curated record. The transcript is spliced from 12 exons. Lineage: Eukaryota; Metazoa; Chordata; Actinopteri; Gobiiformes; Gobiidae.